ACACUGAUCAGUUGCUUAACGGAUUCGGAGUAGUGCUCAUGCUUGGUAUGGAUCGUCAAAUUGUUAUAGUGCUGCUGUUGCUGGGUUGCGCCAUGCACAGCGUUUGGUCGCAGACAACGGAGAUCCCGGAGACAACGGAGACAACGGAUGCAACGGAGACGACGGAGAGUCCCAACUUUUCGUGCUUCACCUAUGAAGGAACCGAAGUCGAUCUGGAAGGUCUCUCGGGCUAUUGGUUUGAGGUGGCGCGUGCCCCGGAUGUGGAUGACAUGCAGUGCGUGAAUUACGAGCUGCCAGCCAGUCCCAACGAGAACAAUAUGCUGGAGCUACAAGUGGAGUACGUGGACACCACCAAUGGCCAAUGGGAGUCGGCCUCGGAGUCUGGCUCAUUGGCCUGGGACGACAAUGCCAAGAAUGGCAUCUUCACCUGGUCCAGUGGGGAAGUGCCGGUCACCUACAAGCUGGUCAGCACGGAUAAGACCACUUACGCCUUUCUCUGCGGCUACAUGGGCAUCGCACCCGUGCCGAUCUUCAAGGUGUGGACACGCCAUCGAAAUCUGAGCGUCGAUGAAAUGCUAAUCAUCCAGCAAAAGUUCGUCGAUAUUGGACAAGUCGAACAGCUCGCCUGGGUGGAGCAAUCGCUGGAGAAGUGCAACAAUUCCGCCAUGCGCACGGCCGGAGGUGCACUUGUCGCCUUCGCAUUGGUGCUUAUUCUUAGAAAUAUUUAAGAUGUUAGUGAAGAAGAUUGUGUAAAUUUUUCAUAGUACAAUUAACCUACAUAAUAGGAUAAACCGCAAGAUUGAAGUUCGACUAAUUUAAAAUAAGGAAAUUAAAAUGAACGGAAGGAUUUUGAAUUCAAUAUUAAUU
Molecule: messenger RNA, 867 nt
Organism: Drosophila montana
Lineage: Eukaryota; Metazoa; Arthropoda; Insecta; Diptera; Drosophilidae
Exons: 2
Coding region: 39-728 (229 amino acids)
Source: RefSeq, a predicted model, not a curated record